Messenger RNA from Merops nubicus (carmine bee-eater), 1743 nucleotides. It is a transcript of the gene SPAG1, whose product is annotated as sperm associated antigen 1. The transcript is spliced from 9 exons. Gene Ontology annotation, cellular component: cytosol. Gene Ontology annotation, biological process: axonemal dynein complex assembly. The record is from RefSeq and is a predicted model, not a curated record. Gene Ontology annotation, molecular function: protein binding. The coding region runs from base 1 to 1743 and encodes 580 amino acids. Lineage: Eukaryota; Metazoa; Chordata; Aves; Coraciiformes; Meropidae.
AUGGGCAACGCGCAGAGGAGGCACCGCGGCAAGGGGGGCGGCGGCGCGCGGGACAGGGAGGCGCAGGAGCAGCAGCAGCGCUCGGGGAGCGGCGCAGAGAAAGCCGCAUCGGAGACAAAGCCACGACAGCGUUUGACAGACCGAGAAGGUGAAGCUAAUGGCUAUUUACACGGUGAUCAAACGAGUGAAAGCUCUGAAGCUGGGAAGAUCUCCAGGUCGCAUGGAGCAGGGUCUCAGUCGGCUGUUGGUGACAGUUCCACUUCGCUUCCUCCUGCUGCGGCAAAACUAAAAAGUGAAGGAAACGAGUUAUUUAAGAGUGGACAGUUUGGAGAAGCUGUGCUCAAAUACUCGGAAGCGAUUGAACAUGCUGUCGGUGUAGGAGAACGAAGUCCAGAUGAUUUAAGUAUCUUGUACUCAAACAGAGCAGCGUGUUACCUCAAAGAAGGGAACUGCAGUGACUGCAUUCAGGAUUGCAACAGAGCUUUGGAGCUUCAGCCAUUUUCCCUUAAGCCUCUUCUACGACGAGCAAUGGCGAAUGAGUCUAUGGAGCGGUAUCGACAGGCAUACAUCGAUUAUAAAACAGUCCUGCAAAUAGACAGCAGCAUCCAAGCAGCAAAUGAUAGUGCUAAUAGAAUAACAAAGAUUUUAAUAGAUCAGGAUGGACCCAGCUGGAGGGAGAAACUGCCACCAGUUCCAGUUGUCCCAGUUGCUGCUCAGCUGCACCAUUGGGAUGGGGGAAACUCUGCUUCAGAGGAUAAGCUGAGAAGUACUACAGACACCAACAGGGAAGAACAGCUGCAGAUGAAUCCCGAGGAGAAGUUCAAGACAUUAAAAAGUGAAGGGAAUGAUUUGGUAAAAAAGGGUAAAUAUGAAGAAGCUGUAAAUAAAUACAGUGAAUGCAUGAAGUUAAACACUGAGGAAUGCACUAUCUACACUAACAGAGCUCUCUGUUACUUGAAACUGUAUAAAUAUGAAGAGGCUAAGCAGGACUGUGAUCAUGUUCUUCAGAUAGAAGAUUCUAAUAUUAAAGCUUUUUAUAGAAGAGCACUAGCGUACAAAGGAUUACAGAAUUAUCAAGCCAGUGUUGAUGAUUUCAACAGAGUACUUCUAAUAGAUCCAAAUGUUCUUGAAGCAAAAAAGGAACUAGAGGAGGUAACCCAGCUGCUUAACCCUGACAGCAAUGCUGUAGCUGGCAGUCAGCAGAAGCAAAGGAAGAAAAUAACCAUACAAGAGGUGACAGAAUCUGAUGAACAGGAAGAGAGACAGUUUGCAACAUCAGAAGAUGUUCUGACUGAUCACGUUACUUCUAAGGAAGCAGUUCAAAUGAGUGUGCCACUGAGGACCUCUGAGAAACUGCAUAUUUCUGAACCAUCUAAUGCUUAUGAUUUUGGUCAGAUUAUAAAUGCAGUGAAUUCCAGUAAGGAUAAAGCUGCUUGUGCAGAUCUUUUAAAAAUUAUUGAUCCAAAAAAAUUGCCAGUGCUGCUGAGUAACAAACUUGAAGGAGAAACCUUAUUGAUUUUUAUCCAGUCGUUGGAAUAUUACGUAGUUGGAAAAGAUCCUGGCCUUGUGUAUCAGCACCUUUUCUAUUUGAGUAAAGCAGAAAGAUUUAAGGUAGUGCUGGCCCUUCUUAGCAAAAAUGAAAAAGAACAGGUUCAACAACUGUUUGACUUACUUUCAGGAAAUCAGAAUAAUCCGUACUCUUCGGAAGACCUUGAGAGGCUUAAAAAGGUUUAUGAACUUUAA